AACGGCAACAUUUAGCUCCGGAUGAAUGUUUGAUGGACCUGCGUGUCUUGCUCUGUAGCUGUUGGGAUGAAUGAAACAAAGACGACAGAGGCAGCCUCGGAAGACGCCAACUGUUAACACAGAAGAUAACUUUAUGGAAACGUGGUCUACCCGGUAAAGGUCUGUUCUCUUCUCACUAGCUUUCGUAAACUUUAACGUUACGUCGACGACAGGCAACUACUAAAAAAUGUGCUUCAUAACGUUAGUUACUACACAAACUGACGUUAAAGAAGUUGAACAUUGGACUAUUCUGGCUUUAAAACAACCUACAUUCUCCUAAUGGGGGUUUACCUUUUACUUUAAUAUCCUGCCUUUUAAAACUAUGAAAGGCGGCAAAAGGACAGCAUGACCCUGUCUGUGUUGAUCAAGAGAACUUCAGAAGGGUUUCUUUUUUGGUUCAUCUAAAGGACUUUGACCGUUCAGUUUGUUUCUAGCAUGCAGAAACCUGGUAUCCACUUUGUAUCAGAUCUAAUGCUUCAGCACGAACCUAAUAGAUGUCUCUGAAACGUAGAAUUGAACAGGUGAAUGUGUUUGAGGUGGGAUAUACAUGGACCAGUUUGCUGGAUUUCCUCUGCAAACACCCCAGCAGAAGUGUAAAAGGAUAUGAUGUUGAACAGAUAAGGUAGGCUUUCUUUAUAUCCUUUUUUUUUUUUAAAAAUGAGCCAAGGGCCAAACCUUGUCCUGGAGUGGCUUUCUAAGCUCCAUCUGGCCCAAUAUUUGGAGUCUUUCAUUGACAAUGGGUAUGAUGAUUUGGAAGUGUGCAAACAGAUUGGAGAACCAGACUUGGAUGCCAUAGGUGUCCACAUCGAGUACCACAGACACAGGCUCCUUGCAGCAGUGCACAAACUAAAGGAUGAAGACAGAAGGAAAGCACCAAGCUACUAUUUCACCUUGGAGCCAAUUGGAACGUCUACUUGCAACCACUCUUCAGACCCAAACAGAGAAAAAGACUUCGGGACUUUGGGAUCACACUCACACACAUCAAGAAUACAUGAGGCUUCUUGCCCUGGAAACCAUAACCUGAGAUUCACAGAUUGUAAUGACUUUGUGACUUAUCCCAAACUGAAGCUUAAGGUGCUGAUAAGGGAUAAACUGGCUAAAGAUGGGAUCAACCUUGGAGACGCACCUUACACCCAUAAGGAUGGCUCGGUGGGGAACCUUGAUGACCUGGUUCAGGAGUAUUCACAGUAUUACGGCACCUCCCUCGGCGACGUGUGUGAAAGGAUGGAGGAGCUGCGGAAACGCAAAGUAGUGCAAGACGCGGAGAUGGGAAAGGUUGACUCAGUGGCCACAUCAGUGCUGCUCCGCUCUCAGAUCCAGGAAUCCCUCGGACUCAGCAGUACCACUUCCACUCCAGAGACGGAGAGAAGGUUUCCUGUGCACAAAUCCAGCUCUGAUGAUGGGUCUGGAGGGAAAUGGGAUGGAAAGAGGAAGAGCAAGUCUUUUUGGCACAGUUUUCGAAAGUCGCAGAAAGGAGUGAUGCGUCAGAUUUCCAAAGGUGAUGAUGUUGGUUUUGUGGCCAGUGAAAUCACAAUGAGUGAUGAAGAGCGUAUUCAGCUGAUGAUGAUGGUGAAGGAGAACAUGAUCUCUAUAGAAGAAGCCCUCGCACGGCUGAAGGAGUUUGAGGUAACGAACAGACAGACGUGCAGGUUAUAUCCCGCAGAGUGGACCGAUCCCUCCAGUCCCACCACAAACGAGUCGCUCAACUGCAACCCUUGUGACCUGUCAGACAACGAAGAAGAGGACCCUGUGACGUUCAGGAGACUCCACAAACUGGUCAACUCGACCCGGAAGGUGAAGAAGAAGCUUAUCAGAAUCGACGAGUCAAAGAAGACCGGAGCAGACGAGAGUUUCAACAUAGACAGUUUCACCUGUGGAGAUGCCGCUGCCUCCCUGUACUCAGGCGUGCACAAGAGGCCUGCUGUUUGCCCCGUGGACUCCCUGGCCUCAGCCCUGCAGGAGCAGCUCAGCUAUGACAGGGACUCUGACAGUCUGACCACCUCCCCCUCCUCCAGCAGCCUGGACACCUGCAGCAGCCAGAAGAUCUUUCAGGCCUUCAGAGAAUCUGCCGGGAGCCCGGUUCAUCAGGAGACAUGUGUUGCAGGAGAGGUGAGGGAGGCGGGUGAGGGCAGUGGAUCCUCCUUCUCUGAAGCCGACGCUUGCCAUGAUGAAGAACAUAAAAUUGCUCGCUCUGUUACUGACGGUGAGCUCCGCCAUCGGAUCCUCAGCCCGCUCAGCAACCACGGGAGAGCUUGUAGCUUUGGAGGAUUUGACCUGACCAACCGCUUAGUGCUCGGAGUCAGCUCUGAUCAUGAUAACACUAAUAAAGAUGGAGACAGUGGAAGGGAUCUUACGAAGUCUCCAGCAACAUCUCGUAUUUCCAUCGGCAAGAAGGUCAAAUCUGUGCGAGAAACUAUGAGAAAACACAUAUCCAAGAGAUACCACUGCUCCCUCUCCGAGCAGUCAAGCCCAGACCGCAUAUCUAGCUGCCCUCACUCGCCUCACAAAGACUCGGACUCUUUAGAGAAACCCAAACUGAAGCUUGGAGGAUCUGUGGAAAGCCUGAGGAGUUCCCUCAGCGGACAAAGCUCCAUGAGUGGUCAGACUGUGGGCACCACUGACUCCUCCAACAGCAACAGAGAGAGCGUGAAGUCUGAGGACGGGGAGGAGGAUGAGCUGCCUUACCGCGGACCCUUCUGUGGACGCGCUCUCGUUCAUACCGACUUCACCCCCAGCCCCUACGACACAGACUCACUCAAACUGAAGAGUGGGGACGUCAUUGAUGUCAUCAGUAAGCCUCCGAUGGGUACAUGGAUGGGGAUGCUCAAUGGGAAAGUGGGCACCUUUAAGUUUAUAUAUGUGGAUGUCCUGAAUGAAGAGGAGGUGAAGCCUAAAAAGACGCGCAGGAGGAGGAAGGCCCGGCAACCCAAACCCACCUCUGUAGAGGAGCUCCUCGAUCGCAUCAACCUCAGAGAGCAUCUUCCCACUUUCCUUUUUAACGGCUACGAGGAUCUGGACACAUUCAAACUGUUAGAGGAAGAAGACCUGGAUGAGCUGAACAUCAGAGACCCCCAGCACAGAGCCGUGCUGCUCACUGCUGUGGAGCUGCUGCAAGAGUACGACGGUGGCUCAGGAAGCAGCGACCUGGAGCGCAGCAGUCAGUCUGGAGGCUCCCAGGAGAAGCUGCUCCUGGACCGGCGUGGCCUCGUGGGAGACUCCCCUCGGGACUCCGGCUGCUACGAGAGUAACGAGAACCUGGAGAACGGACGGGACAAAAAGACAUCUUCCUCCAUGAGCAGGUCCUCCUCCGGUUUUGAGUCAAGUAACCUCCCAUCCCCAGAGAACCCCGCCCCCCAAAAAACCCUUACCUCCACCUGCUCUCAUAAGACUUCACUCCAAAGUAAACCAGCAUGUCCACCUUGUGACUCGCCACCACUAAGACCCCCUAAGAGCAGCUUAAGCCUCCUGAGCCCACCUAAAGGUCAUCUUCCCAGAGGAGCCAUUGGCAGGAGCCAGAGCUGCAUGGAGCUGAGAAGACUCCCAUCACCAGAGCCGCUGAGGCGGAGCUUCUCACUGACCAUCCACCCCAGAUACUGGAAUCUGACCCACAGCGUCAGGCCGAGCAUACAGCACAAAGUCAAUCCUCAAAAACAGAUUGAGUUCCUGCCUCCAGCAGCAUCAUUUAUCACUGAGGGCAGCACUUUGAACACAGACGCAGAAAAUUAUUCUUCACCUAAACAAGCAAAAACAACACGGAGCACACACCUUAAGCUGCCACCCACAGUCCUAGCAGGAAGCUCAAAUCAUCCUAUAACUACACCUUCCUCACCAAACCCACACACAGAGACCCACAUAACACAGGCUGCCUGCAUGGACAUCUUCACAAACCACAUCUUGUCAGAGGACAAGAGGAGUUUUUCAAUUUCUGCCACUUCUGAAGCCCGCAGACUGAAAAUACUGAGGAACAAGAAGAUGGAGGAAAGAUUCUAGGUGCAGGAUGUAGACAUUAAAGAGCAGUGCACUGUCAGCUCACAGAUGUUUAUGGAGGCUGCUGCGGCUUCAAAACCUUAUUUGUUUCUAGAGCUUUUAUUGAACUGUAACUUCUCAUUUUAAAAUAACCAUCCAUUUCUUAAAAUCAAUAUUUUUGUUAUAAGUGUGAUUUGAAUUAUUUUAAUUUUUUUCUGAAGUGAAAAACUGUUUGAUUACUCUCUGUGUCGUAAACUUUCCAACAAUAGCCUGAAUGUAAAUGUAGCAAUGUCAUUCUAGUAUCAGUUUUGAGUAGAAACCUACAGAAAAGUGUUUUUUAAUCUCACUGCACACCAGACAGUUCAACAGCAGCAUGGCCUCUUCAGAUCCAACGAGGCUGUUCAUAAUGUAAGCUGUAAAUAAAUACAAUACCUUCAUGGUUUACUUGGUCAUUUGAAUCAAACACAGACAUGGUUGAUGUAAAAAGUAACACACAUACUUUUCUUAAUAUGAUAAGUCCAAAUUAUUGUUGUCAUCAGUUUUUUUCAAACUAGAAGUAUUGAUAGCAGUUGGAAAUGUUUGAUAUUCAGUACACUUAAAUGUUUUUUUUUGUUUUUUUUUAAUGAUACACUCUAUCAUUUUAAUGCUCAAUAAAAUCACAAAGUACUGAAGCUCUUAAACCUGGAGAGAGAAUUGUCUAAAUUUUACAAAAACAUUGGCAAGGUUACAGUAAUGAAACAUUUGCGCAUUUUAGAGGGUGUGCUGGAGGUUGCCUGCAUUUUAGAUAAUUGAAAACACCAAUUAUUGGGUGCAUAAAACUUCUAUUUUCGUUGCCAUGGUAAUAAAAGAGGCAUCAGUAAGGUUUGAUUUUCACUAGUAUCAUGUCUUUUAAAAUAUGUAGUUUAAAAUCCUGGUAUCAGAGAACCCUAUGAUGAAGCACUGGGAAUACUAGAUAUGAUAAUGUUGAUGACACAGAACACUGUCAGCAGUUCUCAGAAGUUUAAUUUGCACUUUUUUUAAACAAUCUUUAAGUGAAGUGACAAACAUUUAGCAGUUGAUCAAUAGUUGCAGCAAACGAUUUCUUACAUGUGCACGAUGUUGAUCUCUAGAAGUUUCAUGUCAGUAAAUGAUGUAAAAUACUUUCUUGCUCUUUAAUUACAUUAAUAAAGCUUUCAUUUUCUAUGUGCAUUAUA
Messenger RNA from Labrus mixtus (cuckoo wrasse), 5198 nucleotides. RefSeq names its product SAM and SH3 domain containing 1b (gene sash1b). Bases 697 to 4029 code for a protein of 1110 amino acids. NCBI's taxonomy places the organism in Eukaryota, Metazoa, Chordata, Actinopteri, Labriformes, Labridae. The transcript has 18 exons. Gene Ontology annotation, molecular function: protein binding. The record is from RefSeq and is a predicted model, not a curated record.